CCUGCCUAGUGCUAAGCUCUCGGUGCCCCUCGGCGGGCAUCGGGCGGGCCUGCGAGCGAGAGGCGGCGCCGCCGAGUAGAGGCCGACCCCCGUCGGGCCAGCCAGCCGUGCCUGCAGCAGCCUCGGAGUAAACAAGCGCUCCGCCUCCGCCUGCCUGCGGGGCGGGGGCUCCUUCGGGUUGGGCUUCCCGGUCCUUCCCUCCUGUCGAGGUGACGCUGCUUCGCUGUUGCCGCCCAUAAAGGGGCCGCGGGUCAGUCCGGGUAGGCAGACGGCGAGCCCUUUUGAGCCACGGAUCGCCUGGCCGGGUGCUGCGCAGUUGCCGUCCGCAUUUGGCUCCUGCUCUGCCUCUCCUGCGCGCCAUCCCUAUGUUGCCUCGGACUGAUUGGGGCCUUUCUGGGCAGAGCAAGUGCCCGCUUUGAGGUGCUCCCUGGGCAUCCCUUACCCAGCUUUCAUGGAUCUGAAGCCACCUUUGCUGCUGUGGUGGUGGACUCUGACAGCGGCCCUGGUGGCCAGGGAGGUGCUGGGCCAACACCUCUACACCAACACCUGGGCUGUGCUGGUGCCUGCUGGGCCACAGGAGGCUGAGCGGCUGGCCAGGAAACAUGGAUUCCUCAACUUGGGCCUGAUCCUUGGAGACUACUACCACUUCCAUCACCGAGGGGUGGCCAAGCGGUCCCUCUCUCCCCACUGGUCGCAGCACAGCUACUUGGGCAGAGAGCCAGAGGUGCACUGGCUGGAACAGCAGGUGGCAAAGCGCCGGGUGAAACGAGACGUCUUCCUUGAGCCGACAGACCCCAAGUUCCCUCAGCAGUGGUACCUGUCUAAUGGGAACCAGCGAGACCUGAACGUGCGGGACGCCUGGCAACAGGGCUAUAGUGGCCGUGGCAUCGUGGUCUCCAUCCUGGACGAUGGGAUUGAGAAGGACCACCCGGAUCUAGAGGCCAACUACGAUCCUGCUGCCAGCUUUGAUGUGAAUGAUCAGGAUUCUGACCCUCAGCCGCGUUACACACAAAUGAAUGACAACAGGCAUGGCACCCGAUGUGCAGGUGAAGUGGCCGCCGUGGCAAACAAUGGCAUCUGUGGUGUUGGGAUAGCUUACAGUGCCAAGAUUGGAGGUGUCCGCAUGUUGGAUGGAGAGGUGACGGACGCCGUGGAGGCCCGGUCCCUGGGCCUGAACCCCAACCACAUCCACAUCUACAGUGCCAGCUGGGGUCCCGAGGACGACGGCAAGACAGUGGAUGGCCCGGCCCGCUUGGCUGAAGAGGCCUUCUACCGUGGGGUCAGCCAGGGCCGAAAUGGGCUGGGCUCCAUCUUCGUCUGGGCCUCUGGGAACGGUGGGCGUGAGCAUGACAGCUGCAACUGCGAUGGCUACACCAACAGCAUCUAUACCCUCUCCAUCAGCAGCACCACCCAGUACGGGAACGUGCCCUGGUACAGCGAGGCCUGUUCCUCCACCCUGGCCACGACCUACAGCAGCGGCAGCCAGAAUGAGAAGCAGAUUGUGACGACUGACCUCAGGCAGAAGUGCACAGAAUCCCACACGGGCACCUCGGCCUCUGCGCCACUGGCUGCUGGGAUCAUUGCCCUUGCACUGGAAGCCAACAAGAACCUGACCUGGCGUGACAUGCAGCACCUUGUUGUGCGGACCUCCAAGCCUGCCCACCUCAACACCAACGACUGGGCCACCAACGGCGUGGGCCGCAAAGUCAGCCACUCUUACGGCUAUGGACUCCUGGAUGCCGGCGCCAUGGUGGCUCUGGCCAGAAACUGGACUUCGGUGGGACCUCAGCGGAAGUGCGUCAUCGACAUCCUCACGGAGCCAAGAGACAUUGGGAAGCGCCUGGAGGUGCGUCAGAAGGUGGACGCCUGCCAUGGGAAGGCCAGCUACGUGGGGCAGCUGGAGCAUGUCCAAGCCCGGCUCACCCUCUCCUACAACCGCCGAGGGGACCUGGCCAUCCACCUCAUCAGCCCAGUGGGCACCCGAUCCACCCUCCUGGCUGCCCGUCCCCAUGACUACUCAGCUGAUGGCUUCAACGACUGGGCAUUCAUGACCACACAUUCGUGGGAUGAGGACCCGGCUGGCGAAUGGGUGCUGGAAGUAGAGAACACGAGCGAAGCAAACAAUUUUGGCACCCUUACCAAGUUCACGCUGGUUCUGUACGGGACGGCCUUGGAUCCCCCCAGCCUCCCCAACCAGCUUGAGAGCAGCGGUUGCAAAACCUUGGCCGCUGGCCAGGCCUGUGUGGUGUGCGAAGAGGGCUUCUACCUCCACCAAAAGAGCUGUCUCAAGAUGUGUCCACCCGCCUUUGCCCCAGGCACCGUGCCCACCCCGCUGGACAACAGCCUCAGCCCACACUUGAACACGCAUCUCUGCAUCCCCUGCCACCUGUCUUGUGCCACCUGCUUGGGGCCAGAACCCACCCAGUGUUCAUCCUGCCCAGCUCACGCCCAUUUCAACAGCCAGGAGCAGACCUGUUCCCACCAGAGCCAGAGCAGCCGGGCCUCCCCUGUCCUGGGCAAGGGCAUGGUCCUUGCCAGCAGCCCUUCCAGCCUGCCUGUCGUGGUGGCCAGCCUCAGCUGCGCCUUCAUUGUCCUGGUUUUCGUCCUGGUUUUCCUCGUGCUGCAGUUGCAUUCCGGGCUGCGCCUGCGUAGGGUGAAAGUGUGCUCACUGGAGGCUGGCGGCAUCCUUGCCUACAAAGGGCUGCCUUCGGGUGCGUGGCAGGAGGGGCCUGACGAAGAGGAGGAGGAGGAAGAGGGCGAGAGGACUGCCUUCAUCAGAGACCAAAGUGCCCUUUGAUGAGCCUGUGGCCCCCAGCACAGCAGGGGAGGGACUGAGAGGCCUGCGUCUCUGCACCUGUUCGCUCCUGCCCAUCUCCUGUGGCUGGGCGGGGACUUUGGACUGAGCCCCUAUGGUUGUUGGGGGGCCACAGGCUGCUGGAGAAAGCACUCAGUCACCCUUGUUCCGGUUUUAACUCGCCAAAGUGAUUUUUUAGACUGAACCAGUUUGGCUGUGCCCCCUUGGCAGUGGAAGGGGGCUGCUGUGCAGGGCUCCCUGCUGCGCUGCUUGAGGGAGGACAAACAGGCUCCCACCUCUUCAGCCCCUGAGCCGUUGCCUGCAUCCUAGUGUGUGACUGAGAGCGCCCUGCCUGGGAGGGGGUAACAAACAGAAGCCCCCACCUUUCUUCUCUGCCAGCAGCAAUAAAAGCCUGAUCCUUUCUCUCCUACCCCUACCCCCCCCAAUCCACGGGGCUUGUGCCACCACUUUUGGCCUCUUCCUUGCCCAGCCACACACGUCCCCUUUCCAGUCUUUUAUCCAACCUGGGCAGGUGAGCUCGGCUCCUCUUCUGCCUGUGAUGGUGGGGGUGAUGAACAAUGCCUUUCUCUCUUCAGCACAAUGUGAGCGGCUCUGCCCUUCUGCCUGCCUGAGCAGGAAUUCCUCUGGGCUGCAGAGAGGGGGCAUAGCUGCUGCUUGACCACUGAGCCGUACUCAGCACCACCCUGGAUCCACCCAAAGUCACUGGAGCUUCCACCUUUCCUCAUGUGCCUUGUCCCCUGUCCUCCUCUUUGAUGACAAUCUGUUGCUGGUCCUAGGGUUGCCCUGCCUGUCUAGGGCUGUCUCCUGCUCUGUGCUGCUGGCCCUAGCAAGCUGCCUGGCUGAGAAGGAGGAAGAGGAGGCGGUGGCUGUGCAGUUGUGGGCGAAGAACAGGGGCUGCCCAGGACACUUUUUUUUUCUAUCAUAACUUUUGGUGCGCAAAUAAUUUCUUGUAAUUUAAACAAGGAGCCAAUUCCUGUGGCCAGUUUUUUUUUUUAAUUUAAUGGAUGUGGAUAUAACGCUAGAGAGAUUAAAGUUUAUUAAAUGUUGGAACUAUGCAAA
Rhineura floridana is the source of this 3874-nucleotide messenger RNA. RefSeq names its product furin, paired basic amino acid cleaving enzyme (gene FURIN). The record is from RefSeq and is a predicted model, not a curated record. Gene Ontology annotation, cellular component: trans-Golgi network; Golgi membrane. Gene Ontology annotation, molecular function: serine-type endopeptidase activity. The coding region runs from base 452 to 2797 and encodes 781 amino acids. Gene Ontology annotation, biological process: peptide hormone processing. The transcript is spliced from 16 exons. NCBI's taxonomy places the organism in Eukaryota, Metazoa, Chordata, Lepidosauria, Squamata, Rhineuridae.